UAACAGUACACUCACUGUAUACACCGCACCCGGCGAGGACAGCUCAGCGCAGGGCGGCGCAGCUCAGCAGACCGGAUCCGAGCGGAGAAGGGCGGGCUCCUCGAGAGGGCGGCGGUGGCACCAUGGAGAACGGAUUUACAUAUGAAGAUUAUCAGAACACUGCAAAAUGGCUUCUGUGCCGCACCAAGCACCGACCUCAAGUGGCAGUGAUCUGUGGUUCUGGGUUAGGAAAUCUGGUCAAUAAAUUAACUGAGGCCGAGAGCUUUGACUACAGUGAGAUACCAAACUUUUCCCAAAGUACAGUGCCAGGUCAUGUUGGUCGACUGGUGUUUGGGUUCCUGAAUGGCAGAGCCUGUGUGAUGAUGCAGGGCAGGUUCCACAUGUAUGAAGGCUACCCACUCUCAAAGGUGACAUUCCCAGUGAGGGUUUUCUGCCUUCUGGGUGUGGACACGCUAGUGGUCACCAAUGCAGCUGGAGGACUCAACCCCAAAUUUGAGGUUGGAGAUAUCAUGCUGAUCCGCGACCACAUCAACCUACCUGGUUUCUGUGGUUUGAACCCUCUCAGAGGGCCCAAUGAGGAUAGGUUCGGAGUUCGUUUCCCUGCCAUGUCUGAUGCCUAUGACCGGGAUAUGAGACAGAAGGCUCACAGUGUCUGGAAACAAAUGGGGGAGCAGAGAGAGCUUCAGGAAGGCACCUAUGUGAUGUUGGCAGGCCCCUCCUUUGAGACUGUGGCCGAGUGUCGGCUGCUGCAGAAGCUGGGGGCAGAUGCUGUUGGCAUGAGCACAGUGCCAGAAGUUAUAGUUGCAAGGCACUGUGGACUUCGAGUCUUUGGCUUCUCCCUCAUCACUAACAAAGUCAUCCUGGAUUAUGAAACCAAGGAGAAGGCCAAUCAUGAGGAAGUAUUAGAGUCCGGGAAAAAAGCUGCACAGAAAUUGGAACAGUUCGUCUCUAUUCUUAUGGCUAGUAUUCCACUGCCUGGCAAAGGCAAUUAACCAAGCCCUGGAGUGGUCUGGCCUCUCCCUCAUAGGAUCCAAGUAGCUACUACCUACUUUGGCCCCUUGCUGGGGUCAUGUGCCUCUGCCCUUAAGUAGUAGGAGAAAGGAGAGGAAGAUCCACCAUUUCUCCCACCAGACCCUUCUGUGCUGGCUCCUCUUUUGCUCAGUUGUCUCAACAGUUUCCACCCCUGUUCUUCCUCAAGAGCUGGGGCCCAAGCCCUAUCACACAGCCAUGUGUAUGCCCUAGGUGUGGUUUGGGCUGCUGAACUUGGCACAGGUACCUACUGCUAUCUUUCUGAGAUAGAUGAUUUCACAUUCCUGAAGACUCAGUCUGCCUCGCACAAGUCCAAUACCUCUUGGACUCGAAUACUAUUCAUAUUUUGAGAAUAAAAAAGAUGAAAUAA
Molecule: messenger RNA, 1399 nt
Organism: Leopardus geoffroyi (Geoffroy's cat)
Lineage: Eukaryota; Metazoa; Chordata; Mammalia; Carnivora; Felidae
Gene: PNP
Product: purine nucleoside phosphorylase
Exons: 6
Coding region: 123-992 (289 amino acids)
Biological process (GO): nucleoside metabolic process
Cellular component (GO): cytoplasm
Molecular function (GO): purine-nucleoside phosphorylase activity
Source: RefSeq, a predicted model, not a curated record